UCAGCAGUGCUGAAAACAUUGCCCGACGUUUGGUGCAAUGAUUUUUCGGCGAAGUAUGCUAUAAGUCGCUCCUGGUUUACUAUAAACACAUUGCAUGAAGUUCAUAAAUACCUUCGAUAUCAUGUUAACCUAAAAACUUUUAAGAUUGAAUCGGAAUUACCGUGAAAAUCGCCAUGGAAUGAGUGCUGUCAAAAUGACCCUUCCGAGGAAAAUGACAAGUGAUUGCGUGAUAAAAUCGGCAUCAUAAUUCUUGAAGAGACUCCAUAAUCCAUCAUGGAACCAACGCAGAGAUUUCUAUGCACUCGUAGUCUAGAUGCUUUGAAAACAAAGGAUAAAUUCAUCUGUUAGAUAUUUCAUUGAAGUCGUCAUGUUUGAUCAACAUUGUUAAAUAGCUUAAAGUGGCCUAUGCCCUUCUUGCCCAUGAAGUACCCUGACUGUCGGCUGUCCAUGGAGGCUAUCUGGUCUACAUCCGUGCACUGCUGGCUCCGACAUGAGCUAGAACAGAGGGGUAUUGAUUCCCUUGUCUACACAAGAUACAUCAUCAGCUUGCUAUUACAGGAUGGAGAAGACUUAGAUGUGUUGGACCCGGACCUAGACCCAGUGCCUGUGAAGCCACGGCGCAAAGGUCAGAGGUCGUGUGGAAAACACCAGCGGCUGUCGUCGAGCGAGGAGGAGAGGAAGAAGUUUGCAGCCAUACAGUGUUUGUCUGCAGUCACAGAUGAAAAAUCUGGGAUUGAGACGCUGGUGGAAGAACUUUGUUCUCGACUCAAGGACUCUGAAAUACAAGCCACGGUGAGCCCAGCAGUUAAAUCUCGAUCCUGUAGCAGCGAAGGAAGUGAUGACAGUGGCACAGAGAAUCAAAACCCUGCUCAGAAGUACUAUGCUGCAUUUCCUGCUCUGCAAGGCAGUGGUACUUCCUGCAACCAAUCACCCACAGAGACUGUGUGGGGGAAGAAUCCCAUUGUUAGCAAGACCCUCGCCUCUGAAGAAGACAGCUCCAGCACCAAUGAGGAUGCUGAGAUUCGUAAAAUAAACCGCUCUGAACCGGUCGCUGUUCCCAAACUGAGGAAACCAAAGAGAAACAGGAACCGGAAAGAGUCACAGGGGCGAAACAGCCGAGGGAGACGAGACAGAGAUCGGCCUCGGUCCUCGGGAAACAAGCAGACAAGGGGAAAACAAUCGCAGAAGGAGCAAAGGAAGCUACAGGAGUUUCCUAACUGGCCACCAGGAUUUGCCAAACUGGAUCAAGCAAUUUUACAGAAUCUGGGCUACUUGGAGGAGGAUUUUGUGUUCUUGGCGGAAAGUCCUAAAAGGAAAGACGAUGAGCUUUGCACAAAGGUAGAAUCACUUCUUAAAGGAAUUCUACUUCCUGCUCCAGCCAAAACUUACAAAGAACUUGAAGAUGUCGAUGAUGAACUGCCUGAAGAAAUGCUCAAGACUGGGAAAGUCUCAAAACCUCAGCCGAAACCAACUGCGGAUACUGCUAUUGACAACUUGCAGACCAUAUAUGUUAAAUCUGAUGCUGAAUCUCAGAGGUCCAGUGCCCGGGAAGAUAAUGUCAGCCCUGAGCUGCAGGAACAAGAGAUCUGGUACACACAGCCCAUUAAUGCUGUGUUUCAAAACCAAGAAUGUGAAACUGCCAACACCCAAAGCUCCAAGCUGAGACUGUACAAAAGAAACAGCUACCCUGAUUUUUCAACAGAUGAACAGGAAACAAAGGAUUCAUGGGAAGAUUUGAACAGCCCUUCUUCUAGUCCUCAAGAUGGUAUUUUCAGAACUUUCAGCGCAGCCUCCAACUCCAGUGAUGAUAUAUUUGAUGGGUCGGUUCUCAUUCCAGCCUGGUUGACUGAGGUUAUAUCAGCGGAUGAGAACAGUGAUGAUGAAAUAGAUCUCUCAGCCUCUCUGAAGUCUUCAAGCCCUUUUCCAUCUUUUGAACAAGGCCAUGCUCGGCUUGCAAAUUCUGUGAAGAAAAACGAAAGCUUUGAACAGCUGCAAAACUCAUGGAAAGAAGGAAACGAAUUCACAGGUUCUUUUUAUCAGCAGGAUCUUGGAGGCCCAGGUCAUGAUCAGCACUUUGAUGAAAACUCUACACCAACACCAGAUAAUGCCUAUCAAACUCAAGGGGGUGAAAGGCCAAUUUCUGUUUCACUUGUUGAUUUGGACUACAUGGCAAAGUUUCUGGAAGAGAACUCAUCUUCAGACUGGCAUUCCUUCAGUCCUGAGGACCAAAUAAGCCUGCCCUUUCCGGUAGAAAGCUCUGGUUCUUCUGGUAUGUGGCAAAGUCAGGUUCUUGUUGACUACACUCUCUAUAGUAGUCACUCCGAGACAAACUUGCCUUUACUGACAGUGCUUGAUCUGCAAUGCUGGCAGCCUCUGGGUGCGAGCCCCUACUCGCCACUCUGGGAUGUGAACAUGCAGAAAAGGAAUAAAUUCUCACCGUGGGGUGGUCAACUUGUGCCAGGCGAUAGUCAAAUCUGGUUGGGAGAAAACACACUGGUUUUUAUGUAUAAUGUAAAUGCUGACAAACAAGAUGACAGCAAAGCUGAUAAGAACGAAAACACUCUUAUUCCAAGGAUUUCUAUUGACAUUGUUUCUGAUGCUGACAAUGAGGGCUCAGCUUUCAUGGAUAAAGAUGAUCAUGGUUUGGACAACAGCCAUGCAUACCAUUUCUAUGACCGUAGUGUGUCAAUGGGAGAUGUUCCGUCUCUCUGGGAUGACCAUGAAUCGCCAAAGAAAUCUGACCCUAAACUUUCUAAAAGCUUUGAGCUUGUUCCAUCUGAGCACUCCGCCUUCAAUGAUGUGCCAAGGAAGCUGAUACAAGUCCACAGCGAACCCAACUUGGUUCAGUUUCGUCAGGACUUCAUUGAUAAUGGUCAGGACACUACGCAGUCUCCUAAAGAACAUCUUUUCUUCUCACCAAAGACCCAUUUCAGGCCAAUAACUCCUGCAUUUGCUCCUGAACUGUUUACUUCAGCCAGUAAAAGCAAGCAGCAAGUAUGCCAUGACCUGUUUGGAGGAAUGCCAUCCACAAAAACACCAUACCAGCAAUACAAUGCUGUCAAUGAUGAUAGUGAUGAGGAAUCCUUUGUGCCAAGCUUUAAGCUGAAAAACUACAGCAAAUGUAUUCAAACUGGCGAGAGUUUUGACAAAGUAGACAGCCCUGAAGUGUUGAGUGGAGCUGAAGAGAGAGAUACCCCAGAAGCCUUGACUUUGAGCAUUAUUGAAGACAUCAUGGGAGAGAAUGAUGAUAGGGAUAGGCUGAUACCCAUAAAUGAAGACCUUGACACAGCAAAUACAGACUCUGCAUAUGAAACAGACUAUGGGUGUAAUCAGGGAGCGGAUAAUGAUUCUGACAGAGUGGCUGAGGCAUUUGGAGGGAGUAAAUGUCACCCUUGUUCCAGCUUUGGUCAGCUUCCCCAGCGUCAGCUUAGCAGUGAUGGGGCGGUAUUUGACUUUGGUCAUCAGGGGGACUUGGUGGACUUCAAAGUUGAGAGCUUUAUGGCAACCUUCCCCCACACCCAGGACUGGCCGGAUAGCUGCAUGCACCACGCCUCUGUACACAACGAUAUCUGGGCGGACACACAUAAAGAUAGCUCCACCUGCCAAACCACUGUACACAAUGAUAUCUGGAAAGACAAGCAUAAUGAUAGCUUCACCGACCAGGUCUCUGUACACAAUGAUAUCUGGAAGGACUCGCAGAGAGAUAGCUGCAACCAACCAGCGUCUGUGCACAGUGAUAUCUGGAAGGACUCGCUGUCACACAAAGAUGGGUGUCAUAUUGACAACUGGGCCAGCUUUGAUCAGGUUGGAGAAAAAGAAAAGCUGAAUGAGAGUCAGAUAUCCGCCAGCUUUCCAGGGACAGGUCAUGGGUUUUGGCAAGAAGAUAUUGGCCUGGAUCACUUGUACAAAGAUGAUAUUGAAAAAUACCGAAACAUCUGGAGCACUGCGGGACAGGAGUACCUAUCUGUGGAUAUCGCUUUGCCAGAAGAACAGGAAAAUCCUUGCAAGUUUUAUCCGGAGUAUUGUGAGGAACAAUAUGAUAAUGUUUCCCCGGACAACAUCAUCUUUCACCCUAUGUAUCUUGGCAACCUGGAAGGUGUUAUCGAUGCUGAGAAUGAAAUCAACGAUGAAAGAACGGCUGGUGAUGUUAAACAGGUAGAAGGAAGCUGCAACUUUGAGUUGGAUUAUGACGGGUUUGUAGGCUUUCCGGAGUGUAACGAUACAUGUGAUGGAUGUGAUCAAGCUGAUGAGGAGACGUGCCAUCAACCGGGGGACUACUUCAGUGUAAAAUUGGUCUACAGGGAUAAGGAACAAGAAAAGGCUGAUCCUAGUGCCGAACAGCACCACAGCUAUGGUUCAUACGAUCUCGCUCCGAUGCCAGAGGCUGUGACUCUUUCAGAGCUGGAGAGCGAAUGGCUUGAUACCAACUUACUCUGGGCACAGAAAAAGCCUUCCAGUUCCCAGCGUAAACCCUGCAGUUUCUAUCUGGAGGGGAACUGCCGGCGUGCCGACUGCAAGUUUGCACACGAUAUCUCGAACAUCACCUGUCGAUUCUGGGAGGAGGGAGGGUGCUUUAAGGGCCCUCUCUGUCCAUUUCUGCAUGGAUACCCGAGACAAGGCAGCCCUGUGGAUGAUGUUCACCUGACCCCAAUCAUGGCGGACGAUGACAGGGAGAGUUUUGAUCUAAACAGUGAUGAAUUCCCAGAACUCUCCCUCUCAGUCAAGAAUACUAACAACAACAACAGCAGCAGUACUAUCAAUCAAAAGAAGAGCAAGCCUCUGAAAUCCCAGAAUGCAAGUGUUGGAAAAACGGAGAGGAAUCGUCGCGGUAACCUGCGUCGUCAUAGCAACAAGGAAAAUAGAUGUGAAAUAAAUAUAGUGGCCAAGUGUAGUAGCAGUGUGUGAAAAUAACCAGUGGGUUAGACGUGCGAUACUCAUAUUCGUUGAAUUUGUUGUUAGCUGCUUUGGCACAAAACUGUAACUGUAUGUCGGCUUUUAUGCGGAUUGUAUGUUUUUGGCCAUAGUCAAGAUUUUGCAAGUUUUUGUUGAAAAGUUUUGUCAUUUGUUAUUAUUAUUAUAUAAACUGGUUAAUGCAUAAAUUGAUGUUAUAAAGAUGUUUCAUUUUAACAUAACUUUUCAAGGAUUUUGUUAUUGAAAAAAAAAAGAUAUCUAAGGAGGAAGCGUUACAAUCUGUUCAAAUCAAACAUAGAUUUAUUUCAAAAUUGAUGCUAACUUUCUCAUAAGUCCACUUAUAAAUAUCAAUUAUUGUAUUUGUAGUCUUUCGUUGCCCCAUUCCAUUUACAUGUUCGUUGUAAAAAGUUGUUAAAAUAUGAUAAAAAAAAAAUCAUUGUUAACAUUGUAAGAUAGAAAGAAGUCAUGAAGUUAUUUUUUGACAUAGAGUAAUUUGUCUCAAUUUUGUAUACGCCUCUAUACUCAACAAAACUAAUUAAUGGUCACUUAUACAAUCGUUGAAAAAGUGAUAUAAGACAACCGAUUUCUGCCAUAAUUCUAUUGGGAAGGUCAAUAAAAGGCUUAUUGAGAAAAUAGUGUGCCCAGUGGCAUAUGUUAAACCAGGGUUCAGGAUUAAUCAUAACUGAAUUGAGGAUUGAAAGCUUUUUGCUUCAGAGUAUUAUUAAGUUAAAAAGAUUUGUGGGGUUUUUUUGCUUGGACAUUUGUGUCAACAUUGUUUGAAGUACCUUAAAAUUAAAAUUAAUGACUUUGGAAACAACUUCAAAAGGUGUCCAAGCCCUGUCUAAGAUGGGUAUGAGUCCCCCAUACUCAUACAUACACCAGAAAUUAUUCAGGAUCAACAAUUAUUAGCUGUUAGAAACCCUGGUAAUAAGUUUCAAUGAAAUCUGAAUCAGUGAAAAAAAAUAUUUCAAAAAGUGACCCUUGGCCUUAAGAAAUUUGUUGAGUAUAAAUGUGUUGGCUAAAUAUUAGCAUAGUAAAUUUUUACAUGAUACACCCAAAAAAAAUCAAUUAGAAAUUAAAAAGUAAGAUAAUUUACGCUAUGAAAAAAAUUUUGGUUCAUAAAACGCAUGUAUUUAUUUACACUUCAUAUUAUUUCAUUUUAACUGGAAUUUUUAUCUGUCAGUAUGUUUCAACUUUCAUUCUUGUUAAAGACACAGUCUUAAGUUUGAUUUUAACAUUGUAAAAAGUUGAACCAUUCUGUAGGGAUAAACACAUUCAUCUCACAUCAUUUUCAUCAUUCUAGUUUAGUCUUAUUUAUUAUCAAUGUUGUUGAUUUGUUGUUUAAAUGUUUAUUAAAAUAGUUUUAUCCGAAUUAUAUGUUUAAGAAGCUGAAGUGAGCUUAAGAAUCUUUUUUUUCUCUUAACAAGAGAUGAAUGGGAAUUUUCGUAAGGUUUUCAAUAAAGAGUUAAAACUUACAUGAAUAUACUUAAAUGAAUAUGGAAGGUAAGCCAUCCAUCAUAAAGGAUGCAGAUAUGCAUUGGUGCAUUUAGAUAUUAAUAUUGAGAUUAUUUCUAUGUAAAGUUUUGCAUGGAUUAAAUUUUUUGACAAACUCCAUUAUGAUCCUACUUUUAUGAUAUGAUGCAGGAGAAAAAUAAGGAGAAAAUAAAACAAUAUUUUACUAUGAUUAUAUUGCAAUUUUAUUAAUUUGUUCCUUAUAUAUCCUAAUGCCAAAAUAAAAAAAGCUUUGGCGAAAACUACAAAAAUAUUCAAACUUAACAUUUUGUAACUUAAAAAUGAAAAUUUACUUCUUUUUUUUUGUAUUAAUGAUGGACGUCUUACCUUAAAAAGAAUUUCUGAGAUUAAAUGUUCAAUUUUUGUUAUUUUUUUUAUUAACAAACCAAGGAAUGAAAUGAACAAAGUUAUUACAACCCGCAAAAGACAAAGGGAAAAUUUUAUUUCUGAAACAAAACAAAAACAAAUAUUUUUUACCUUGUAAAAUUGAUGCAUUUAUUGUUCAUUCGUAAAACAUCAUUAUAGACACAUGUUAAUGUAUAUAAUUACAGUAUAUUAUGCAUUGAUUGUAAAUCCAACCAACCGUUACUUUAUAAUUUCACCCUUACAAUGUCAUUGUUCUAUUUACAUGUACCGGUACUAUAAAUCCUACCUGUUGUAUUAUACAUACAUUGUUCCUCCACCAUCUCAAAUUGAGACACCACGUUGGGAAGCAUCACCACAUGUCAAAGGCUAUUUGCAAGACGGACAUUACUUCUUUCUAUGAAUGGAGUAACAAUCAUUUUGUGCUGAGACCAUGUAGUACUGUAGGUUGGUUAAAUUUCACGAUGGUUUAAUAUUUGAGGUAUUUCUUGGACUCAUCACCUACGGUAUCUGUUAAAGGAAGUUUUUGAAGUUUUAUUCUCCCUAAAAAUGGGCUAAAACUUUUAUACUUCAAUCAUCUGUUAAGGAAGUUUGGAUGUAUUUUUCUCCCUAAAAAAGAUUGUACUUCCAGUUUCAAAUUAUGGAAACCCUGAAUCAGAUCGAGAAGUUGACACAAAGGGAAAUAGGAUUUAAUUCAUGUUUACUAAAGAUUAAAUUAUGGCAUCGCAAUUUUAAAUCUUGCAAAUUAGUCACAACCAACUAAUUGUAAAUAAUCAAUGUCAUGAAAUUGAGCCAAUUUACAGUAAUUUGCAUACAAGGAAAGUUGGCUUAUUGUUAAGAGAGAACGUCAUGAAAUGAAACCAUUCUACGGAAAUUUGAAAACUAUGAGAAGUUGACAUCUGUCUGUUUUUGUCAUAUUUAGAUUUAUUUGUAGUUUGAGGAAACUAGUUCUGUUCUAUGCAUUGUUUUUAUGUCAUUUAUUCUGUAAUUCAUAUCAAAGUGAUGAUAAUUCAUGUAAUUCAUGUACAUAGUCAACGUAGUUUGCUGGAUGAAAAACUGUGUCAUAUUACAUCAUAAAAUUAUUCGUUCUAUAAAAGCCAUAGUUAUUAAUAGUAUAUAGAUGGUCUGUUGCAAAAAAAUUCAUGAGACAUUUUGAUUGUUGAAAUACCAUGCACCUUACUUUACAGUCAUUUAUUCAUGUGAUUUAUAAUGUCGGAAUUGAGCAAAAAAAUAUACAGGUGUUCGCAUUCACUCAACGACAUUCUUGUUAAUUGUCAGAUUAAAGUCUGGGUGUUUGUUCCUCGUAUCAUUAUAAGUAGUAAAACAGAGAAAAAAAAUGACACCAUGUUUAACUUCAAUAGAAAAAAAGCUUUCCCGUUCGUCAGUAUUGAUGUUUCAUGUAAACAGUGUAUUUGUAUUUGGAAAGUUUGUAAAUUUUUACCUAUUCUGUGAUUUGUUGUGCCAAUGUUUGCAAAACGUUUUUCUAAACUUCUGUUUUGAAGUUAGUGCUAAACUUACUGAAAUCGUGAGGCUGAAAUCAUCAGUCUUAUGUGCUGAGUUUGAUCUGAAAUUGUCUUGCCAAAUUGUUCGUAUUUUUAUUUUAUGAUGAUUUAAAUAGUUACUGUAGUUAGCUUAAAUUUCGUGCCGGUUUAAUAUUCGUGAUAUUUCAUGAAUCGAUCAAAUGAAAAAUUGAACACUGAGCAAAACAUUUUUUUCAAGAGUGUUUGUCCGAUGUCAUUGUUUAAAAAACGGUGUUGUCAACUUUAAAAUCUAGCGAAAUUUAUAUUCUAGUUUUUGUUCAUUUGAUGUUCAAAGGAUGGUGUUGAAAUUUGUUUAACUGACAAAUUUAUCCAAAACUAAAAAUAAAAUUGUGAAAAAGGGACGUUACGAAAUUUAAACAUUCUACUGUAGUUUAAAGGAUUGGAAAUGUUUUGCAAGCAUUGGUCUUUUGUACUUUUAGAUGUUAAAUCUUAUUAAGUCUGUGAUUGUGUUUAUCUGAGUACUUGUCAUGUUGUAUGAUUACUAAUGUUGUCAUUGUUUGUCAUUUACUUUAUGUAGGUUUUACCAGGUUUUAAUCUUGCAUUAUUUUGUAUAUGUAUGCUUCUAUAUGAGAGGAGAAUUUAAGUAUAGUUUAGUGUAUGUCGUUAAAGAAAAACUGUUUUACCUAUAGCAAUGCACAUACAGUCAAAUCUCGUUGGCUCGAUAUCCCAGGGACUGGCCAAAAUACUUUGAGCCUCGCGAAUAUAGAGCCAAGCGGAAAUACUUACACAGGGUUAAACAAAAUCGGUCCUUUACAUCCAGUUCGAGCCAACGAGGAAAUCGAGCCAAGCGAUAGCGUGCAAGCGGGUUUUGACUGUAUAUGUACAUGUAUAGUGUAUAGCCAGAUGAAAACCCAGGAAUAGGGCAAAAUAUCACGAAAGGAUUGUCAUUAGCUCACACUAUUCUCAUUAAGUGUUAAGUAACAAAAAGUAACAAUUUAACCUGGUUGUUAUCUUUGUAGGGAUUUUUAAAGUGUUCUUACAGUGAGAAUAGUUUUGAGAUUUAUAGACCCAGUCUGAUUUUUAUCUUUAAACUUGCGCUUAGAAGAUGAAGGAAUUGUCUUUUACACGAGCACAUGCACACUAAUAUAGUUUGAAACUGCACAAAGUAUUUUAAUUUCUGAGGCCACACCAAAUUUAUGUUUUGUUCUACAAAAUGUCUGCACAUAUAUUUUAGAAACGUCUAAAAAGAAAAAAUAUAUAUAUUUCAUUUACGGUUUCUUUUUUCACCCCAAAAAUAGAUCAAAAAUGCUAAACAUUGCUAAACAAUGUUUUUUUUGUGAAAAAAUGCCUUAUAAAGCUUUCUGGUUAAAUCAUGUUAUAUCAAGCAAAGAAAAUCGUAUUAAAUUGUUUCUGUGACAACUUCCGGAAGACUGAAACUGGUAUAUGAAAUGAAUAUGUUGCAGAGUAUUUUCUUUAACAUGCAUUCAAUAGGGUGAAUAAUGUUGUGAUUGUUUAGGAUUAUCUUUCUCAAUAUUAAUUUUAUAGAAAUUAUUUUUUUCACUUUCACCUGUUUCUAUGCAAAAUGGAAAAACAUUUUUAUUUUGUUCGGUAGCUCCAAUUUUCUGUGUCCAAAGUCUGUAGAACAAAAUAUUAAAUUCAUUGGUGUGGCUUGAUUGUGAUUUCCUUUACACAUUGUGCUUUCUAGUCAAAGAAAAUCACAUAAGGAAGAAGGUAGAUAUUGUUGAUUGGAAUUUUUUGAUUGUUCAUAAAUUAGGAUGUUUACAGAUACAUGAAGAGUAAUUUUAAGAAAAAUCAAAAUGAUAAAUACACCAAAAUCUAUAUUAUGACUGUAACUUUUAGUAUUAAGCUAGGUAAUGUGUAUGUAUCAUUUUGUAAAAAUAAUUGUGUAUUUAUCCAAAACUAUGCAGAUAGAAUGAUUGUCAAUGUGUCAUCAUACCAAAACAUGCGUACAAAAUGUAUUUAAAUUUUUAUUAUUCUUCAUUAAAGUUUCAUUCAUCUUUUGUAGUAAAACAUCAAACAAUACCACAUAUAAACAUUAAGGAAACCUUGAAACAAGGUUUUCGUUUAUACUUAACAGAGGUCAUUCAUUUAUUCAUAUUAUUUCCAAUAUUCACAUUUUCGAGUGUAUGGAUUUGUAGUAAACCUGACUUGAACUUCUGUGGUAAAGCUCAGACUAAAAUUUUUUUGAGCUAUAGAACAAGAGUUAGGUUAUACGGGAAUAUUGCCAAAUCUAUACCAAAUCUAUACGAAGAAUUUUAUUACAGAGCUGAGUAGGGUCAGGUCAUUGAAAUUUAAGUCUUGUUGUAUUUAUACAACUGCUCUUAUUAGAGGGAUGCUUGUGAAAUCAAAAAAAAAAUCAGAUCUUUUUAGUGCACCAUCUAAAAUAGUUUAACACGUGUGUGAGGUAUGGGGCUAUCUUAACAUUGCUACUAUUGAAUGAUAGCAUAUUCAAAUUAAUAUACCUGAGUAUUUCUAUUUCAAAAAUAAAAGCUUCUUUGGUCAGUUAAGGCAUAGUGCACAUGUUUUUGCAAGUAAACUUAAAAUUUAACAUGUGACGCCUACUAAAUUAAAGACGUGAAAUCUUGAUUUUAGGAUAGUUGAUCGUACGAUUGUUUAUAAGAUUAACCCUAUUUGUUUAAGGACUUCGUUAAAGAAACAUACAUAAAAUAUUUAUGUUUUCUUACAUUAUUUUCUUGGUGUAAGAGGUUUGGAUCUUAGGAAUGGUCCUAUAGUCUGGUUUGCUGUGUGUUACGGUGUAUAAAAUAUAUUGUUAGCCAGCAAUACCCUUAAUAUAUGAAAGCCUACUAUUAUAUGUUACCAAAUGUAGGCUUCAGUAUUAACGCUGUAAUGGUGUUAAUUUAAUUAAAACUAUAGGGGUAUUUGUUGUUAUAUAUAUAUAUAUAUAUAUAUAUAUAUAUAUGUUGUUAUAGUAACAUGAACUUGUUAUACAUUAAUAAUUCAAUGUUUCAAUUAUCAAGCUUAAGCUAAGAUUUUUUACUCCAGAUAUAUCUGUAGUUAAAAAAAGAAAUAGUCACUUAAAAAAAGUAUUUGUUUCACUGGUACAUAUAUAUUUUUUUAAAUCUUUUAAGCUUAAAGUUUGGGAGAAAAUGGUUUUCGCUUUUAUUAUAUAUUUUUUUAGUUCAUUCUAAUUUUUAAGUGUUAUUUUUUUCUUUCAAUUCUGUUCUUAUUCGCAUAAGUAAAUAAAGCUUAUGUAGAUUCAAGUUAUGAUUAGCAGGCAUUAAUAAACUUUAGUGACUUACAGAUAUGGAAAAGAAAGCUUUGAAGAGACAUUUUAAAAAUCCACAUGUUUUUUUUGAUUGGUGGAGUGAAGUGAAACAUAUGUUGGUUAUAGAACAUUACACAUUGUGUAUAUAUGUUAAGUCUGUGGUCCUAACUAGGGAUGAUAAAAUUUAGGAUUUGUCCUGAAAAUGGAGAUUAGGAGAUUUCAAUUUCAGACUAGCGUACAUUUCUUAUAAUUGUUUUUUUGCUGGAAAUUUGCAUCAAAAACAUAAGAUGUUGUACGAUGAAUUGCAUUUAAAUGGCUUUGAAAUGAGGUCAUUGCGUCUUUGCCCUGCAUUUGGCCUGGGGCCAUAUUCAUAAAACAUUCUAGUGAAAAUUUUCAAAUUAGUGAGAAAAAAAAUAAAAAAAUUCUAAGUUGAAAUUUUAGAAGACUAACAAAGUUUUUACACUUAAGUAUAAAAAAAAGUGUGAUUUUUUUUUUUAAAAAGGCAUAUGAGUAAUUUUGUUGAAAAAUAGAGGGUAUUUAAAAUAUUGGUUUAAAAUAUGGAAAAAAAUAAGAGUGAAAAUUUUCACUAAGAAGCUUUUUUGAUAUGGCUUCUUGACCCGUCAUUCUCAAACUUUUCACUACUUGAAUUUUCAGCCUCUUAUCAUCCCUAUUGACUUGCUGGAUACAGACUCCAUGUUUGUUGUUGUGUUUAAUAUGAAAUGUAAAAAAAAAUGGAAAAACACCUUUUUCAUAUUGCAUUUGAUACUGUAUGCCAGGUUAUGGAAAUUAAUCUUACUGGUCUGUGAGGAUAAUUGUUGAGAAAGGAAACGUCUUCUUAUUUUGACUUUUAUUCAGAAGUUAGACGGACAUGUUAAUACUUGAAAGUCCAUUUUGUUGAAGUAAACUUUUGUUUAUUAGUUUGCAUUUCCUGAAGAGACAAAUUAAAGUACAUAAUAUGUGGUAUCAUUUGCAGUAAAAGUUGUCUCCCUUCGAUAAAAAUAGAAAAUACUAAGAAUGGGAGGGUAGAAAAUUGUUAUUGCUUAGAAACUUUGUUAACGUGUCUACCUCCAUGUUAACUAUCUUGAAAAUGUUCAAGAGUGUAUUUUUUAGGAAAAAAGCUUGUUCAAAAUGUGACCAUGCUCUAUCUGUUGUUAUAUCACGGUGUAUGAUUAAAUCAUCGAAUAGCACAGAAACAUGUGCAAGUACUGAAAUCAGAAUAGUUAACCCAACUGGUCUGUGUAUCUUGGACAAAACACUUCAAACUUUUUUUCGACAUAAAAACCCUGGUCACAUGAACAAGCUUUUUUAAAGGCUCAGAUAGAUCUGCAAAAUUGCUAACAUUUCUGUUGACAGCGAACCAAAUAAAACAGUGAUUACUCAUUCAAAAAGGUUCUGAGAUUGACAUUUUCAGUUAAAAGCUCUAUGCAAACCACUUUUUUGUUAUUACUAAGGAUUUUCUAAAUUAAGAUUCGCUGUCAACAGAGAUAUGUUUUAUGGAUGUGAAAUUUGGGGAAAGAGCUGGAAUCCAGCUCAGUGCCAUCUAUGAACAAAUCCAGACAAACUCACGUAAUAAAAUCUUUAAAGCAAUUGGUAGUAUUUUAAAAUGAGGUACUAGUAAUGGUUUUCAUGGAAGUUAUGGGUGUUUUUUUAAGAAAUCUGCAGCAAGAGUUCUGCGUUUGUCUGGAUCUGUUAAUGUAAACUCAUUUUGACCUAAUUUGGGUCGCUUAUGUCAUCUUUCAAUGGUUGAAAUAUAAUGAUUUUCAAUGAUUCUCGUAUACCUUUGGUAAAAAAAAUAAUUUUAAAAACUUGUAUUCCCUAUAACAACGUAUAUAACAGUGAUUGUUUCGAACAUCUGUCAAAUUAUUGGUCUUUAAUCCUGUUGAUAAGAUGACAAUAAACUGAAGAGAAAAAUA
This is a messenger RNA of Mya arenaria, 13427 nucleotides long. RefSeq lists its product as uncharacterized. The transcript has 11 exons. NCBI's taxonomy places the organism in Eukaryota, Metazoa, Mollusca, Bivalvia, Myida, Myidae. The record is from RefSeq and is a predicted model, not a curated record. Bases 406 to 4905 code for a protein of 1499 amino acids. Gene Ontology annotation, molecular function: metal ion binding.